Messenger RNA from Striga asiatica, 2215 nucleotides. NCBI's taxonomy places the organism in Eukaryota, Viridiplantae, Streptophyta, Magnoliopsida, Lamiales, Orobanchaceae. The record is from the annotation of a GenBank genome assembly.
UUUUCAAUCACAUUUCCACUAAUUUUUCAUCAAAUCAACGGACACUCACGCCCGCCGGAGUCCCGCCAGCCCCGUCAGCACCACGCCGCCCGCCGCCAGCACCUUGUUCAGAUCUCCCAACCAAUAUAUAUAUACGCUAAAAAUUUGAUCGAAAUAGAGAAGAAAACUGAAAGCUUAACAUUCAAGAAGAAGAAGAAGAAGAAGGUGAAGGUGAAACCCAGAAGCUGUCAUGGAGGAUAAAGACAGCUCUAAGUUGAACAUUGCAAUUAUCCACCCUGAUCUUGGGAUAGGUGGAGCAGAAAGGUUAAUUGUUGAUGCAGCUGUAGAACUCUCGUCCAAGGGCCAUAAUGUUCAUAUAUUUACGUCACACCAUGACAAAACGCGUUGCUUUGAGGAGACAGUCUCUGGUACUUUUCCUGUCACGGUUUAUGGUGCUUUCCUGCCUCGGCAUAUCUUUUACCGUCUCCAUGCAGUGUGUGCAUAUUUACGGUGUAUAUUUGUUGCUCUCUGUGUGCUGUUUUGUUAUCCUUCGUUCGAUGUUGUGAUAGCCGAUCAGGUCUCAGUCGUAAUCCCACUGAUGAAGAUGAAAAAGCUGUCAAAGGUUAUCUUUUACUGCCAUUUUCCAGACCUGUUGUUGGCUCAACAUACGACUAUUCUUAGGAGAAUCUACCGGAAACCUAUAGACUUUUUGGAAGAAAUAACAACAGGUAUGGCCGAUUUGAUUCUUGUAAACAGUAAGUUUACAGCAUCUACUUUCGCGAAGACUUUCAAGCAUUUAAAUUCACGAGGGAUUAGGCCAGCCGUGCUCUAUCCAGCCGUCAAUGUGGAUCAGUUUGAUGAACCUAAUGCUACUACUAAGUUGAGUUUUCUGUCCAUUAACCGUUUUGAAAGGAAAAAGAAUAUAGAAUUAGCUAUAUCUGCAUUUGCAAUGCUCUGCAACAGCCAACAGGGUUUUCUUGAAGGUGACAGCAAAGACGGGAUUUCCUUGAUUGUUGCAGGUGGCUAUGAUAGACGGCUCCGAGAGAAUGUAGAGUAUCUCAAUGAAUUGAAAGCUUUGGCCAAACGAGAAGGCGUAACUAACCAAGUCCAAUUCAUCACAUCGUGUCCCACAACCGAAAGAAAUACUCUUCUUUCACAAUGUCUUUGCGUGCUCUAUACACCACAGGACGAGCAUUUUGGCAUUGUCCCUUUAGAAGCAAUGGCAGCUCACAAGCCCGUCAUCGCAUGCAACAGUGGGGGCCCGGUUGAGACAAUAAAGCACGGAAUUACGGGCUACCUUUGUGACCCUAGCCCACAAGAUUUCUCCAUGGCUAUGGCUAAUUUUAUUCGGGAUCCUCAAAUGUCAAGAACCAUGGGCCGGGAAGCCCGACAACAUGUCGUGCAGUUAUUUUCUACAAAGAUUUUUGGGCAGCAUCUGAAUGCGUACGUUGUCGAUACAGCUCGGAGAAAGAGAGAUUGACAUAAAACUUUUUGCAGGCAAUGAAGAUGAUUGACCAGCUUAAUAGUAUAGAGAUUACACCUAAAGCUUUUCCCUUAGAACUUAGAAGUAUAUUAAAUGCUUCCUUCCUACAUUGGUGACUUUCCACCAACUCGCGAACGAUUUCAGUCUGAACUGAACUAAAUACUGAUAGAAACUCGACUGAUUGUAUGGGUAUCUUGGACAUUUAUUUUUUUGCUGAUAGUUUCAUUUGAUAUACUGAACUGAUCCUCAGCAUUACAAAGGUUGACAAGCAGAAAUCGUUUUAACUUAGAACAAAUACAAAUUUCCAGUCCAAAAGAAAUCAACUUCUUCAUCUAUUUGCCUUGCUGAGGUAGAGAUGGUCAUAGAUAUGUCCAGAUUUAACUAAAAUAUGCACAAGUCAUCAUGGAACUGCUACCAAAAAAAAUAAAUAAAAAUGAUACAACAAUUGAAUACGACCUAGCGCUAUAUCUUACUAUCUUUCGAACAGAUUACAACACAACUUAAAUAACAUGCAAAAUUGCAUUUCAUUUAUGUAAAUAACUGGCUUCUCACUGACUCUACUUUGGGGUUUACGCCAUCAUGGCAUUCGUCUUCAAGAGCCCAUGUCAGCAUUUCUGUACAAAAUUGAUCGUCCGCUUUGAUCCAUAAAGCCUAUCAAUAUCCAAAUGUGCACAAGUAUGAUCAGAGCACGAAAUUUUCAACUCUUGUAACCAAAAGAUUGGAAACCGGAAAGUGAGAAAAAGGGUACCUUGU